AUGAAUUAAAGAAAGAGAGUUAAAACUCUGUUAGAUUAUAAUAAAAUUGAAAGAGAUUUACCUAAUAGUGAAUUAACAGAAUAAGAAAAAUCUAUUGUGGGUUUAGCUAUAAGAGAAAGAAAGUUUAAUCUAAGAACAAGAAUUAAAUCAGUUAAUUCAAAAGCAGAAUUCUGCAAAAAUUAUAGAGAGUAUGAGGAUAAGAUGAAACUAUCAAUCGCAUAAAUUGUUGAUUUUGAAUACAAAUAAUCUAGAUAAAGUGUGUCAACUGUUAAACAUAGAGGUUAAUUUACAACAAUAUUUUCAAUUCCAAAACCUAGGUAUGAUCCAUCUAUUGUCUAUGGAUCAUAAAAUAAUAAAAGAGUGGUUAAUAUAAAGGAAAUACUUAAAAAGCUAUGA
This is a messenger RNA of Paramecium pentaurelia, 396 nucleotides long. The record is from the annotation of a GenBank genome assembly. NCBI's taxonomy places the organism in Eukaryota, Ciliophora, Oligohymenophorea, Peniculida, Parameciidae.